Diaporthe batatas is the source of this 2656-nucleotide messenger RNA. Its product is annotated as homoserine O-acetyltransferase. Bases 351 to 1835 code for a protein of 494 amino acids. The record is from RefSeq and is a predicted model, not a curated record. Gene Ontology annotation, biological process: L-homoserine metabolic process. The transcript is spliced from 5 exons. Lineage: Eukaryota; Fungi; Ascomycota; Sordariomycetes; Diaporthales; Diaporthaceae. Gene Ontology annotation, molecular function: homoserine O-acetyltransferase activity.
CUUGGACCUAUCAUUGAACAGGGUGCAAUUGUCUGGACCAACUUCUUAUCGAACAAGGGCACGAUGAUGCAGGUUACCUGGGUACAUCAUGGAUGUAUCUAUGCCGGGGCCCCACUCGCGGCGACGUCAAGUACUUAGGUACCCGACUAAGAGAAUGAAUGACUCUUCAAGCUUCACUUCCCAAGUCUUUCGCUCCCCAUGACUCUGCCACUUCUUGUACAGUCUUCAGAACUAGUUACCAAGCGAUCGCCAUCUAGCACUUCUCUAUUCUCUCCGUCUGAACGGGCAUUGGGUGUUUCGCAUUGGGCGUUGGUGUUCGAGAUCGAUUUGCACAACGGCUUUGGGAGACAAUGACCUCGGACGCCACAAACGGCCAGGCCGGAAGCGGCAGAUAUGAAAGAAUCACUUCGCAGGCGGAGAACCCGUUCGCGAGUCUGAUCCCAGACCAGCAAAUCGCUAUCAUACCCUCUUUCACCCUUGAAUCCGGUGUUACCCUACAGAAUGUGCCUGUUGCGUAUACCACCAAGGGCAAAUUGUCUCCCAACGGCAACAAUGCCAUGGUCAUUUGCCAUGCCUUGACGGGCAGUGCCGACGUCAGUGACUGGUGGGGCCCGCUACUUGGUGGCCACGGGAGGGCCUUCGAUGUAUCCCGCUUCUUCGUGGUCUGCAUGAACAGCUUGGGCAGUCCCUACGGCACCGCCAGCCCGGUGACAGCCAAGGACGGGAACGUGGACAACGGCAGAUAUGGCCCUGAGUUCCCACUCACCACCAUACGCGAUGAUGUCCGCCUCCACAAGCUGCUUCUUGACGACCUUGGUGUCAAGCAGGUCGCCGCUGUCGUCGGUGGGUCUAUGGGCGGUAUGCUAGUGCUCGAGUGGGCUUACUUUGGAAAGGACUAUGUUCGCUCUAUCGUGCCCAUUGCAACGUCAAGUCGCCACAGCGCCUGGUGCAUCAGCUGGGGCGAGGCCCAGAGACAGAGCAUCUACGCAGACCCCAAGUACGACGACGGGUACUACACCUUCUCAGAUCCACCAACCACUGGGCUUGGGGCAGCUCGAAUGUCAGCUCUCUUGACAUACCGCAGCCGCAACUCAUUUGAGACCCGCUUCGGCCGCAACAUCCCAGACCCAUCUAGGCGCCAGACGAUUAGGGAGAUCCCGCGGCCCACCACGCCGUCAGAGGCUCAUUUCAAUAUCCAUAACGACGGUCACAAGAUCAACCGACCUGUGAACUCACGCAGGGCCAGUCAGAACAGCCAAGGCGGCGAAGGGAGCCGGGCAAAGGCCGCGGCUGAUGCGGCUGAACAGGCAUCAGACCCUCAAUUUCAUGGGCCGAAGUCUGAGAGUGUUAGUGGGGGCGACAAUGUGCCGACAUCCCACUAUUUCUCAGCUCAGUCCUACCUUCGAUACCAGGGAGAGAAAUUUGUCAAACGAUUUGACAGUAACUGUUAUAUUGCCAUAACCAGAAAGCUCGACACUCACGAUGUAUCGCGAGAUAGGGCGGCCGGUAUCCCUGACGCCCUGGCCCUGAUCGAGCAGCCAGCACUUGUCCUAGGCAUCGAGAGCGAUGGUCUCUUCACCUUUGCCGAGCAGCAGGAAAUCGCCGAGCACAUUCCCAAUUCCAGACUGGGGAAGAUUGACAGUCCUGAAGGCCACGACGCCUUCCUGCUCCAGUUCGAACAGGUCAACAAGUACAUUCUCGAAUUCCUUCACGAAGUUCUCCCAGACAUCAUGCAGAAGGGAGGCAACGACGCGGUUGCUGAGGCAUCCGUGGGCCAACUCACCAAGAGCAGCACAUUUGGCGAAGCCGAAGUUGAAGAUAUUACUGCAUGGUAGCGUGGGACUGCAAGGCGGAUCCGAGUGGCGCCCUGGUUUAGUUGCAAGGUGAGCGAAAGUGCAGGUGAUUUAACAUGUUCAACUCGUGUACAAUCAGCAAUUUUUUGGGUUCAGGGGGGUAUUUGCAUAAAGGCUGGUGUGUUUGGCGUUCAACUCGCCCGUUCUGGCUCCGGGGUCAGGUUAUGAUUUCACGUGUUCAAACAAGUGGUUUUCAGGAGGUAAAAAUGCUGUGUUCAGUCAAUAUCUAAGCUAGCGAAUCACAUUGCUUCGAUUCGCCAAAGCGACACGCCCCAUGUCGAUGAGUCUUGUUUCCGUGUCCGCGGAUGAAGGGAUCACUGUUCAUCUGAAGGCCUGUCAACACCAGACGUUGGAAGUCGGAAAACAGCGAUGAAAUCCGGGUACCCAGUCCCUCUCAUCAACCUUGUUGUUUAAACUUCCCCGUUUGUGGGACGAGUUGGCUGCAGGGGCAAACCUUACAGGCUUGCCCUCCAUGUGCCGGGCCUGGCUUGGCCGAUGGCGCGAGUGUUCCGGAUAGCAGCGGAGACAGAAACAGUCUCCGGGUCGCGUUCGAAAGACCAACGGUCCUAAACGGUCCUGAGCCGCACCGUCGUCAGACUCGGCUCAAUUCAGCCCGCCGUCAGCAAGUUGCCUUGCAGCUCGUGGCGAAAUCGCACCAGGAUAGGGGCCAGGCUGCACACAGCAGAUUGGCAUGGUGAGAGUGGUGCCCAAUGAGGAAGCCGAGGCACGUAUCUGCACGCCGUGAGUGAGCGACAUCCCACGUCAGAUACAGACAGGAGUCCAGCACUGGGACCUCGCCGCAC